Messenger RNA from Oryzias melastigma (Indian medaka), 4432 nucleotides. It is a transcript of the gene pde8a, whose product is annotated as phosphodiesterase 8A. NCBI's taxonomy places the organism in Eukaryota, Metazoa, Chordata, Actinopteri, Beloniformes, Adrianichthyidae. Gene Ontology annotation, molecular function: 3',5'-cyclic-AMP phosphodiesterase activity. The record is from RefSeq and is a predicted model, not a curated record. Gene Ontology annotation, biological process: positive regulation of ERK1 and ERK2 cascade; cellular response to epidermal growth factor stimulus; regulation of DNA-templated transcription.
AUAUCUCUGAUAGGGUGGUCUACCAUGGAAAAGAGUCUGAGGAUUCCCACUCACCCCAGCAGACUAAUGCCACUCAGCAUCAAGGAAAUCCUGCCUCUGGACUACCCCUGAAACCCCCCAGCUGUAAGACCACAUUAACAGAGGUGCAAUUUGGACCAAUGAAGUUAUUUAAAGAUCCACUUCAGGUACUUUUAGUUUUUGCCAAAGAGGAUAGUCAGAGUAAUGGCUUCUGCCGCGCGUGUGAGAAGGCCAACUACAGGUGCAAGAUGGCACGAACACCCGAGUCGGCUCUCGAAUGCUUCUCAGAGAAGCAUCACGACCUUGUCAUCAUUGACCACAGACAUUCCAGACACUUUGACGCUGAAGCACUGUGCCGGUCAAUGAGAGCGGUCAACUCUUCAGAAAACACUGUGAUAGUCGCCGUUGUGAAAAGGCCAGACAGAGAGGAAGCCUCUGUGAUGCCGCUGAUCAAUGCUGGGUUUAAUAGAAGAUAUGUAGAAAAUGCCAACAUGAUGGCCUGCUACAAUGAGCUGCUACAGUUGGAGCAUGGAGAAGUGCUGGCACAGUUCAAACUGAGGGCUGGCAACGCCAUUUUCACAGCGCUGGAACAAAGCCAAGACGCCAUAGAGAUCACUUCUGAAGAUCAAGUCAUUCAGUAUGUGAAUCCUGCCUACGAGUCCAUUAUGGGCUACCAACAAAGCGAGUUAAUAGGGAAAGAAAUAAUAGAAGUGCCUAAAAGCGAGAAGAAUAAGCCUGAUCUCCUUGAAACAAUAAACUCCUGUAUACUGAAAGGAAAGGAGUGGCAGGGGAUUUAUUAUGCCAAAAAGAAGAAUGGAGACAGCGUUCAACAAAAUGUGAAGAUCACACCUGUAAUUGGACAGGGAGGAAAAAUUAGACACUAUGUGUCCAUCAACAGGCCUUUAAAUGAUAAUAAUAAGAGCGAUAAAUCCAGCGAGCGCGUGCAAGCGGAGUCUCAAACAGACAUACAAUCCAGUAAGCACAAAGACCGAAGGAAAGGCUCUCUGGACGUCAGAUCCACAACAUCUCGGGGGAGCGAUGGGAGCUCACAAAGAAGACACUCCUCCAUGGCCCGAAUUCACUCCAUGACUAUAGAGGCUCCAAUCACCAAGGUAAUAAACAUCAUUAAUGCGGCGCAGGAGAGCAGUCCGAUGCCUGUGGCAGAGGCCUUGGAUCGAGUCCUGGAGAUCCUGAGGACAACAGAGCUCUACUCCCCACAGCUAGGCACCAAGGAUGAAGACCCCCACACAAAUGACCUCGUGGGGGGGCUGAUGACAGAUGGUUUACGCAGACUGUCAGGAAAUGAGUACAUCCUCUCCACAAAGCAACCUCACCACCUCCCCAGUCACCUGACGACCCCUCUGUCAUUAAAUGACAUCCCGCCUCGCAUUGCACAGACCAUGGAGAACGAAGACUCCUGGGACUUUGAUGUCUUUACCUUGGAGGCUGCAACAAUGAAGCGGCCUCUGACCUACUUGGGCCUGAAGAUUUUCUCUCGUUUUGGAGUCUGUGAGUUCCUAAACUGCCCUGAAGCCACUUUGCGCUCCUGGUUACAAGUGAUUGAAGCUAACUACCACUCCAGUAACUCGUACCACAACUCCAGCCAUGCGGCUGAUGUGUUGCAUGCAACUGCCUAUUUUCUCUGCAAGGAAAGAGUCAAGCAAAGUUUGGAUCCCAUUGAUGAGGUGGCUGCCCUGAUUGCCGCCACCGUUCACGAUGUUGACCAUCCAGGCCGCACCAACAGCUUCCUCUGUAACGCAGGAAGCGAGCUGGCCAUCCUCUACAAUGACACGGCUGUUCUAGAGAGCCACCACGCUGCACUGGCCUUCCAGAUCACCACGAGAGAUGACAAGUGUAACAUUUUUAAAAACAUAGAAAGGAACGAGUACCGAACACUGCGACAGGCCAUCAUAGACAUGGUGCUCGCCACUGAGAUGACCAAACACUUUGAGCACGUCAACAAAUUCGUGAACAGCAUCAACAAGCCGCUGGCUGCUCUGGAGGAGAACGGGGGCAGCAAUGAUGAGGAAUCCGUCAAAAGUAUUCUGACGUCCCCUGAGAAUCGGAUCCUCGUCAAGCGGAUGCUGAUUAAAUGUGCCGAUAUCUCUAAUCCAUGCAGGCCCCAGGAGCUCUGUAUAGAAUGGGCUGGACGCAUCUCAGAGGAGUAUUUUGCACAGACGGAUGAGGAGAAGAGGCAAGGUCUGCCGGUGGUUAUGCCCGUGUUUGACAGGAACACAUGUAGCAUCCCAAAGUCCCAGAUUUCCUUUAUAGACUACUUCAUUACAGACAUGUUUGAUGCAUGGGAUGCUUUUGCAGACCUCCCUAAUCUUAUGCAGCAUUUGGAUAAUAACUUCAAGUACUGGAAAGGCCUGGAUGAGCGGAAGCUGCACAGCCUGAGACCACCACCGGAGUAAGGUGCUGCCGCCCCAAAACACUCUACCGUCGGAGGCGGACCUCCUAUCUCACGCUGGGGCAAUUCUUUCGCUGCCAGUCCAGCCCAGCCAGCCAGCCACAGGGCCUCCUCGCCUUCAAUCCUCCUGCCUCUGUAGCACGCAAAGCGUCCGCACGUCCAUCCGCACCGAAACCACAGAGGGACUUCCUGAUGCAGCACUAAAGCUGCUGGCUUUACAAGCCCGCCAGAUGAGAACUGUGACAGACGGACACAGAAUCCUAUGAACUUCUCAUGCCUCUUGGGCAUUCGCAGUGUAGCUGGUCAAGUGACAUGACUGAAAAGAAAAAAAAGGUCUUCACUGGUGUCUUGGCAAAGCAUCCAUCCUCUGAUUACCAUGUAGGCACUCCUGUCUACCUUUGAAGUUGCUGUUAGAGUAAAAACUGCUAGUUUACAGAAGGAGCGGCUGAGUGCAUACUCUGCAUAUGAAGGUGUCCGGUCCACGCCAGUCCAUGGAAUCACUUUUGACCUCCACCAAUCUGCUCCCGGCAAUGCAGGACUGCUCCUUAAAGUCCUGGAGGCAACGCCAUGAAAGAACACUCCACUGCUUUCCUUUUGUUUGUUUCUUUGUUUUCAGGCAAUAUCGUCACAUGUCCUUCAGAAACACAUCCGAGCUGAUGCAUAGCUUUCACAGUCGACGUGAGAGGAGAUGCUUCCUUAAUGGGUCAGGUGGGGAGGGACUUUCCUUCUAGUCCUCUGCUAAGAGACUAAAAAAACCUCAAAACCUUGAUUUGUAGGUAUCUAAUUACAGUCAAUUUGGUAAAUUAACUUUUCUUAGAUAUUCCAUAUUUUCUAUAUCAAAAUCCAGAGAUUAAUUAGUUGAUUUAAAAGGAAAAAAAGUGUAAAAAAAAAAAAAAAAGAAGAAGAAGAAAAAAGCCAAAGCUGAUGAACAAGAAUACAACUCUCAAAAUUCAAAGUUAUUCCUCAUACAGAGCAUUAUAAAACAUUUUUAUUUUCUUAUCAAGAAUACAGUACCAGUUUAAAUGAAAACUUUUGUAUUGCACUGUAAACAAUAUUAGAAAUGUCUACGUCUCAGUGAUUUGUCCAGGGAUGGGAUGUUGCAUCGGAGAAUAAGCUGUUAUUGUUGAUCAUCAGGAGAUUGUGUGCAUGUGCGAAUGUGUGGGAGUGUUUUGGUUGCUGGUGUGAGUGUGUGGGUGUACUCAUUGUUGCAACAAUCCCUUGCUCUUGGUUUAAUGCUGUAAUUCGCUUGACAUUUGACAACAGCAGAAAUAUGUGAAAACAUUUUGGACUUGAAAAAAUUUUUUCUCCUAGAAAUUUUUGUAUCUGGUUUAUCCUACUGAAAAGACUGCCUUAUUUUAUACAAUAUUUAUACAGUACAUCCCACUGUGCAACUGCAGCAGACAUCUGGAGUUUUUAUUAUAACAUAGUUCGAAGGUUAUGUUCAAUUAAAUCUCAAUAUUUUUAUAGACAAUGAAUUUUACACUGGAUUUGCAUCAGAUAAUAUCAACCAUUAUAGCUUUCAGAAUUCCUGUGAAUAAGAAAGUCACACAGUGUGCAUACAGAAAGUUAAUGGGAAAGCUAGAUGUGGAUUGCAGAGUUGUCUAUCACUGUCUUUAAGCGGUCUCCUAGAGGCCAGCUUACAUUGAUUUUUGAUCAAACAUUCUCUAUUGCCCUCUUGUACAACAUCCUUAUGCAAAGAUCCAGGAAAAAGCUUUUUUUUUUCUCUCCUCAAGGCUGUAUUCAGAUUAGAAUACUAAUAUAUGUUAAAGAUUGUUGCUUAUUAAGAAUAUUUCCUCUUUAAACAGUAUAUAAAUGCCAUAACAGCUAAGCAAGUGAUGGUUAAUAAGCUGCAUUGACCAUGAUUAUCUUUAUUUCUCUCUUUCUGAAAGAAUUGUACACUCAGUCUGGGGGAUUUGUUUGUUCCUUCUGAUUCACACUUUGGUCUGAAGGCACGGAAAAAAAAUAGAAACUAUUCAAUGAAAAAUAAAAUCUCAACUUUAUACA